AUGCCUCACUCGACACGAUCAACGUCCGCGAGCCGCAUCUCCAACUUCAAAUUUCCAGCCGAUCAAUCCACAAGCCUGCGCACGUCGAUGGAGAAGUUCCCGGACCACGUAGAGUCCCUAGAUGGGUCGCCCAUAUAUACGGAGAGUCCAAGUGCAAUAAACGGGAAGAGCCUGUUGCAUCCAUCGCAAGCCGCUGAUCGAUGGCAUCCGGGGCUCUCGAGGAUCGACAGUGGGGAUGUGCGCAAGCCGCCGUACAGUACUGGCGGGAGGGGAAUUGGGCAUGGAAGACAGAAGAGCUUGAGCGAUGCCUUUAGGACGAUACGGACGCGGAGUGGGAGCAUGAGCCAGAAUGUGCACGAGAUAUCAGAUGCCUUAAAGGCGCCGGUGUCGCCCAAGCUUAUUACUCUCUGCAUAAUCUGGUAUUUCUCCAGCGCCCUAACCAACACCUCUUCGAAAAGCAUCCUCAAUGCAUUUCCCAAACCCGCAACCCUGACCCUGAUCCAAUUCGGCUUUGUUUCAUCAUUCUGCAUCUUUUUCUCCUGGCUCAGUUCUAUCUUCCCCGCCUUAAAACAACAUAUCCCCGCCCUCCGCCACGGCAUCCGCCCCCCCACACGGGAAGUAAUAAAAACAACACUACCCCUCGCAGCGUUCCAAAUAGGCGGACAUCUCCUAUCCUCAACCGCAACUGCAAAGAUCCCUGUAUCACUCGUGCACACAAUCAAAGGCCUCUCCCCCCUUUUCACCGUCUUCGCAUAUCGCAUAAUCUUCGACAUCCGCUACCCAAUCGCAACAUAUCUCUCCCUGAUCCCACUCACACUCGGCGUCAUGCUCGCCUGCUCAGCCUCGUUCCGUGGCAACUUUUUCGGGAUCCUAUAUGCGUUCCUCGCGGCCAUAAUAUUCGUCACGCAGAAUAUAUUCUCCAAACGGCUAUUCAACGAAGCGUCACAGGGCAGCACGAGGAAAUUAGACAAGCUGAACCUGCUAUGUUACUCGAGCGGACUAGCGUUUGUAUUGACGUCCCCGAUUUGGUUCUGGAGCGAGGGGAUUGGGCUAUUGAGUGAUUUCCUACACGACGGCUCACUUGACCUGGUUCAACACGCCAACACAUUCGAUCACGGGCGUUUGGCGCUCGAAUUCCUAUUUAACGGCACCUUCCACUUCGCGCAGAAUAUCCUGGCGUUCAUCCUCCUGUCCAUGGUAUCACCUGUUACGUAUUCCGUCGCCUCGCUCAUAAAACGCGUCUUCGUCGUCGUCUGCGCCAUCAUCUGGUUCCAGAACCCCGUAUCAGGCGUCCAGGGGAUAGGAAUCGGCCUCACAUUCCUAGGACUGUAUCUCUACGACCGGACGAAUGAGCGGAGCCGUGCUGAUCGGAAAGCGAGCAUGAUGGAUGUGAAACCUACAUCUAUCCUCCCCACGUCCGGCUCCAAUACCAACGGCCUGGCACUGGCCAAUGGAAACGGGAACGGACUCAGCAUAGCGCCCACGCGGGGCAUGAGCAACGGCUACGCGCUUAGCAGCGUAGGCGAAGAUAAGAAGAACGAGACGAGGGGCCGGUCGAGCAGUCACGCGCACGCGACGUGGAUGCCGCCGGGGACGAAACAGGAGGAUACGUGGAUACCGAAUGGGAAUGGGUUGGGGAUAUCUGUAAACUAG
Lachnellula hyalina is the source of this 1653-nucleotide messenger RNA. It is a transcript of the gene SPBC83.11, whose product is annotated as putative transporter. Gene Ontology annotation, cellular component: Golgi apparatus; endoplasmic reticulum. The coding region runs from base 1 to 1653 and encodes 550 amino acids. Lineage: Eukaryota; Fungi; Ascomycota; Leotiomycetes; Helotiales; Lachnaceae. Gene Ontology annotation, molecular function: antiporter activity; phosphoenolpyruvate transmembrane transporter activity. Gene Ontology annotation, biological process: phosphoenolpyruvate transmembrane import into Golgi lumen. The record is from RefSeq and is a predicted model, not a curated record. The transcript is spliced from 2 exons.